AUGACCAAUUUUAAUCCCUUAGCUAAGAUUCUGGAUGAAAAUCGAUUGUUUGGACCAAACUAUGUAGAUUGGAAAAGGAACUUAAUCAUUGUUCUCACUACUGAUAAAAUAACUCAUGUCCUUAAUACUGAGCCACUAGAACUUGCUUUAACUGAUGCCACUGAGGAGCAAAGAGAUGCAUUUAAUAAGUGGCAUGAGGCUGAUGAAAUGGCUAAAUGCUACAUAAUGGCCUCUAUGAACAAUGUGUUGCAAAAACAAUGCCAAGGCCUAGUUACAGCAAAAGAUAUGAUGCUGCACCUUAAAGAGAUGUUUAGAGAACAAAGCAGAAGUGCACGGCAAACUGCUAUGAAAAAUCUCAUGUCCACCAAAAUGGUGGAAGGAGCUCCAGUUCGAGAACCUGUCCUGAAGAUGAUUUCUUUCAUCAAUGAAUUGGAUAUGCUUGGUGCAGAAAUUGAUAGUGAGACCCAAGUUGAUGCGAUCCUAGCAUCUUUACCUAAUUCUUUUAAUCAGUUUAUCAUGAACUAUAACAUGAAUAAGAUGGAAAUGACAUUGUCAGAGCUGCUCAAUAUGUUGAAAACAGUUGAGGAUCUCAUCAAGAAAGAAAAGCCUACUGUAAUGUUGGCUGAAAAAUCUUAUACUUCUCUUAAGUUGAAGGCUAAGAGUAAGAACUUUAAGAGAAAAGGGUCUCAAUCAUUCAAUAAGGCUCGGGGUGACAAAGGGUUCAAGGAGACCCGAAGGCUAAAUGAAGGGGAGGUGAUCCUAAAGAUGGGGACUGGUGCAACUGUUGCAGCCACUACCAUUGGAACCUUUUAUUAA
Quercus robur (English oak) is the source of this 816-nucleotide messenger RNA. RefSeq lists its product as uncharacterized. The coding region runs from base 1 to 816 and encodes 271 amino acids. The record is from RefSeq and is a predicted model, not a curated record. NCBI's taxonomy places the organism in Eukaryota, Viridiplantae, Streptophyta, Magnoliopsida, Fagales, Fagaceae. The transcript is spliced from 2 exons.